Messenger RNA from Funneliformis geosporum, 813 nucleotides. The record is from the annotation of a GenBank genome assembly. NCBI's taxonomy places the organism in Eukaryota, Fungi, Glomeromycota, Glomeromycetes, Glomerales, Glomeraceae.
AUGUCUUGUAAUUGGUUAUUAGUUGGAGAGACCCAUUUCUGUAAAAAUUCGACACGAGAUCAAUAUUGUGCCUCCCAUGCAUUCAAAAUACGAAAGGGUGUAAUAAUCCCACAACCAUGUAAAGGAUGUGGUCAGGGCACUAAAUCGAGCGUUCGGCUCUGUGUCCCAUGUGGUCAAGAUAAGCAGGUAUCGGUUGACAAAAGGGCGCUUUGUAAGGAAAAUCAGAUAAAACAAAGGGAAAAAUUCAUUCAGGAAGUAUCCGAGGGGGCAGUUACUAAAGUGAUUGUGGAUGAUUCGAUACCUUCAGUAUCUUCCCAAAGAGAAUCGGAUGCAAGCACCAAUUGUUCCAAUAUUAUAAAUGAGCAAGGCUCGAAUUCUUUGGAUGUUUGCCUAGAGAAAACAAUACGAAGCUGUGAUCCCUUAGCAGUAAAAAUGGGAACGCCAACCUUUUCUCUUUUGUAUGAAAAACUUUGUGAUGCUGUAAUCCUUGCUGAUCGUGCGACCCAAGAAGCUAUCUUUUGUUACUGUCAAUUUGGGAAAGCUUUUAUCCAGAGGCGAGGUGAGAUCGCAUCUGAAAAACAAGUUGAUCCGGAGUCUAAUACAGUCAGUAGAAUUCUAAAUAUAGAAGUUAAAACUCAGCUUCCUGCAGACAAUAUACCCUUUGAUUAUAGCAUUCAUAUGGAGACACAACUUUGUGAACCGAAUUCACAAAGUGAUAAGAAAAAUUCUGACUUAUCACAUAUCACCAGUUCGGAUGCGUCCACUGAAUCUCAAAUUCCCAAUGAAUCUGCCCUGAAAAAAUUUGAUACCAAG